Messenger RNA from Manis javanica (Malayan pangolin), 2743 nucleotides. NCBI's taxonomy places the organism in Eukaryota, Metazoa, Chordata, Mammalia, Pholidota, Manidae. The record is from RefSeq and is a predicted model, not a curated record.
GAAAAGGAACAGCAAAAGUAGACUUUUUGAAGAAGAUUGAGAAAGAAAUUCAGCAGAAAUGGGAUACUGAGAAAGUGUUUGAGGUCAAUGCAUCUGAUUUAGAGAAGCCAGCUUGCAAGGGCAAGUACUUUGUAACCUUCCCGUAUCCGUAUAUGAAUGGGCGCCUUCAUUUGGGACACACAUUUUCUUUGUCCAAAUGUGAGUUUGCAGUAGGGUACCAGAGGUUGAAAGGAAAAAGUUGUCUGUUUCCCUUUGGUUUACACUGCACUGGAAUGCCUAUUAAGGCAUGUGCUGAUAAGUUGAAAAGAGAAAUAGAGGUUUAUGGUUGCCCUCCUGAUUUUCCAGAUGAAGAAGAGGAAGAGGAAGAAAUCACUGUUAAAACAGAAGAUUUAAUAAUUAAGGAUAAAGCUAAAGGGAAAAAGAGUAAAGCAGCUGCUAAAACUGGAUCUUCUAAAUACCAGUGGGGCAUCAUGAAAUGCCUUGGUCUGUCCGAUGACGAGAUAGUCAGGUUUUCUGAAGCAGAACACUGGCUUGAUUAUUUCCCGCCACUCGCUGUUCAGGAUCUGAAGAGAAUGGGCGUGAAGGUAUGCCCACCACCCUCAUGGUUAAGGUAUACCAUUUAUUCCCCAAAAGAUGGACAGCCUUGUAUGGAUCAUGACAGACAAACUGGAGAGGGUGUUGGACCUCAGGAAUAUACUUUAGUCAAGUUGAAAGUUCUUGAGCCAUACCCAUCCAAAUUAAGUGGCUUGAAGGGGAAAAAUAUCUUCUUGGUAGCUGCGACUCUCAGACCUGAGACCAUGUUUGGACAGACAAACUGUUGGGUUCGGCCUGAUAUGAAGUACAUUGGCUUUGAGACAGUGAAUGGUGAUAUAUUCAUCUGUUCCCAAAGAGCAGCCAGGAACAUGUCAUACCAGGGCUUUACCAGAGACAAUGGAGUGGUGCCUGUUGUUAAGGAACUAAUGGGGGAGGAAAUUCUUGGUGCAUCACUUUCUGCACCUUUAACAUCUUACCAGACGAUCUAUGUUCUCCCAAUGCUCACCAUUAAGGAGGAUAAAGGCACUGGUGUGGUCACGAGCGUUCCUUCUGACUCCCCUGAUGACCUUGCCGCUCUCAGAGACCUGAAGAAAAAGCAGGCCUUACGAGCAAAGUAUGGAAUUAGAGAUGACAUGGUCUUGCCAUAUGAGCCAGUGCCAGUCAUCGAAAUCCCAGGUUUUGGAAAUCUUUCUGCUGUAACUAUUUGUGAUGAGUUGAAAGUUCAGAGCCAGAAUGACCGAGAAAAACUUGCAGAAGCAAAGGAGAAAUUAUAUCUAAAGGGGUUUUAUGAUGGUGUAAGUGAUAAUUUUUUAUUAUUUUUACUUUAUUUACUCCAUGCUCUGCCAGGAAUGCGCUUGGCUCUGGCUGACGCUGGUGACACUGUUGAAGAUGCUAACUUUGUGGAAGCCAUGGCAGAUGCAGGUAUUCUCCGCCUGUACACCUGGGUGGAGUGGGUGAAAGAAAUGGUUGCCAACUGGGACAGCCUGAGGAGUGGCCCUGCCAGCACCUUCAAUGAUAGAGUCUUUGCCAGUGAAAUGAAUGCAGGAAUUAUAAAAACAGAUCAAAACUAUGAAAAGAUGAUGUUUAAAGAAGCUUUGAAAACAGGGUUUUUUGAGUUUCAGGCCGCAAAAGAUAAGUACCGUGAAUUGGCCAUAGAAGGGAUGCACAGAGAUCUCGUGUUCCGGUUUAUUGAAGUUCAGACACUUCUCUUGACUCCAUUCUGUCCACAUGUGUGUGAGCACAUCUGGACACUCCUGGGAAAGCCUGACUCAGUUUUGAAUGCUUCAUGGCCUCUGGCGGGUCCUGUGGAUGAAGCCUUGAUCCGUUCCUCACAGUAUCUGAUGGAAGUUGCGCAUGACCUUAGAUUGCGACUCAAGACCUAUCUGAUGCCAGCUAAAGGGAAGAAGACUGACAGGCAACCACCUCAGAGGCCUUCACAUUGCACCAUCUAUGUGGCGAAGAACUAUCCAUCUUGGCAGCACACCACCCUGUCAGUUCUACGUAAUCAUUUUGAGACCAACAGUGGGAAAUUGCCUGAUAACAAAAUCAUUGCCAGUGAACUAGGCAGUUUGCCAGAACUGAAGAAGUACAUGAAGAAAGUGAUGCCGUUUGUUGCCAUGAUCAAGGAAAAUCUGGAGAAGAUGGGACCCCAUGUUCUGGAUUUGCAGUUAGAAUUUGAUGAACAGGCAGUGCUUACGGAGAAUAUAGUCUACCUGACCAAUUCCCUUGAGCUAGAGCAUAUAGAAGUCAAGUUUGCUUCUGAAGCAGAAGAUAAAAUCAGAGAAGACUGCUGUCCUGGGAAACCACUUAAUGUUUUUAGAACAGAACCUGGAGUGUCAGUUUCCCUAGUGAAUCCCCAGCCAUCCAAUGGCCACUUCUCGACCAAAAUUGAAAUCAGGCAAGGAGAUAACCGUGAUUCUAUAGUCAGGCGUUUGAUGAAAAUGGACCGAGGAAUCAAAGGACUCUUGAAGCCCUUGGUGCACCCUCUAUGGACGUUUCCUGAGAGACUCAUGUGUAGUGUGUGUGAGACCCUGUGCACGUACUAGGGGCUUUGGGGCGCCACGGAGGAUCGUUCGUCAGGAGGCUGCACCUAGUGGGGGAGCAGGGGACUGAGCUGGCCAGGUGUGUUGUCACGGUCUAGGGGAGCUGCUGAGUGUGGUAAGAGAGCAAUCAGUGGCAGCACAGAAAAGGGGGGAUUGUUUCCAGCUAA